Messenger RNA from Paramuricea clavata, 2720 nucleotides. NCBI's taxonomy places the organism in Eukaryota, Metazoa, Cnidaria, Anthozoa, Malacalcyonacea, Plexauridae. The record is from the annotation of a GenBank genome assembly.
AUGUGGUUUGAGCACUUACACCAAGUUAGUCUCAAUCGAAAAAAAGGUGCGAAAAAAGCUGCUUCCACUCGAUCCAAGAGAAAGGCAAAGGACAAGCAUCCAGUACCUGAUGAUGCAAAUGAGGACGUCUGUGCAUCAUGUGGCGAAUUAGAACCCCCAGAGGAAGAGGACAAAGACUGUACUUCGGCAGAGGUGCACUGGAUAGCAUGUGACGGCUGUCUCAGCUGGUACCACGUUCAAUGUUGUGGGCUAAUAGUUGCGAGAAUGUAAGUUCACUUUCACACUUGCUAUGUCUCAAUUGUAAGGAGUCUUGGGACCCAAACGCUUAAUAAAUGUAGCAGAUAGAUUGCUGAUGAUACAUUAGGAUGAACAGUUAAUAACUAGGAUUAUAUCUCAUUUGUGUCGGUUUUCUUUGAUCGUCCGAGGUUUAUAACUAGCUAAUAUACCUUGAAUAAAUAAUUACAUCAAACUUUUCGACAAAACACGAGAAUUUUUCAUCAAAAAUUUUUGAAAAUGACAAAAUAUGUUAGAAAACCUCCACAAAUGAGAUAUAAGUUAGUUAUAAACCUUGAAAGUCGGUUUAUAACUGAUAUAUUGCCCUUGGACGCUACGCGUCCUCAGGGGCAACAUAUCAGUUAUAAACCUCCUUCGGUUGAUAUGCAAACUUAAAAUUACACCACUAAAAGUAUUCUAGUAUAAUUUAAUUGUGUACUUAUUGCAGUCUGACUCCUUGUCGGCGCUUUUGAUAUCAGCCUAUCCUGCUACCAUGUUCCUAGCUUCUGCUCUAAGGAGUGGCCAUCACCCUUGUGAAAACAUUCAAAAUGACCAGAUUGGCUUGGACCUUCAGGGAGACGGAUGUUUCGAUUGUUGCGAGGAGCCUACAUGACGUGGUGGCAGUUCAGAAAAUGCCUGAAUGAGGUGUCUCUCCUCUGCACCCACUUAUUAGAAGUCCACUCAAGCCCCCAAUUACCGUAUCAUUACUCGAGAGUUAGUUAACUUUUAACAACAUUCUGGUAUAAACGCCGCCAGGUCAUGUAGGCACCUCGCAACAAUCAAAACAUUCGUCUGUAGGUCCAAGCCAAUCUGGUCAUUUUGAAUGUUUUUAUGGGGGUGAUGGCCACUAGCCUUAGAGCAGAGACUAGGAACAUGGCAACAGGGUAGGCUGAUUAGUUGAUAUCGAAAGAAGGAGUCAGACUGCAAUAAAUGCACAACCAAGUUAUACUAGAAUACUAAACAACCUGCAAAAUUCCAAAUUAUAUCUUUAUCGUCAAAGGUAUUUGUGUCAUUUUUAACAUAUGGUAUAUUAUUAAGAUUAUACCUUCCCUAUCACCUGACGUAUAGAGUGCACUAGAAACAGAAUGCUUCGGGAAUACAAUUUCAUCCCGGGGUGGGGAAUUUUGCCCAGGAAUUUUGUCCCGAGGGAGUGGCAUUUGACAUUUUUUUGUAAAAAUGUCAAAUCCCCACCCUUGCCCCCCCCCCAAUAUUUAUAGUUGCAAUAUUAAUUAGUAUUUAUUAAUAUUUAUAUCUAUUUUUUGCAUUAAAAAAUUAAGAGUGAUGAACAACAUUGUGUGUCAUUUACUUUUUCAUCUAGAUUCUAGAAUUUCUGCAGGAAUACCCAAAAUCUUAUAGGAAAUUAGGAUAAAUUAUUUUCUUAUGGGAAUUCCUAUAAAAAUUUGGGACUAGGUUCCUAUAGGAAUUCUUGGUCACGUGGUGUUGUUCCAUCUGAAUGGAAAAAAGCAUGCACAAUAUCAAUUCACAAGAAAGGAGAAACGAACGACCCAGCAAACUUUCAACCAAUUACACUUGAAUCCAUUCCGCUUAAAAUCUUCACAUCAUGUCUUCGUAAUAAAACAUUUGAAUUCCUCUCAGACAAUAAUUACAUAGAACAAAACAUCCAGAAAGGUUUCACUCCAAAACUCUCAGGAACACUAGAACAUACUGCUCAGAUGGCACAUAUAAUCAACACAGCACGUACGAAGAAAAUCAAAUGCUCUUAAUCAUUUUACAAUCUGGUGUCAAUGGGCUAAUACGAUUAUACGCGUUGACAAAUGUUCAACAUUUGGCAUUAAAAAACAAUUAACUAAAUCUAUCCAGUAUUUACCCAAGCUUUUCGUUAAUUUGGUCUGAAUAUUAUUCUCCCUUCACAAAAUUUAUCCAAUGUCAAACUGUCUCUCGAUCAGCUCUAAAAUACUCACCAAAUGUAGAUAUUAACAGUCUAUGGGCGGUUACGAGCAUCAACAAGAACAUACAGUAUGACAUUUACAAGGACACAAAAGACAUACUUAAGGCAGUUAGAAAAGAAAAUGAAGAAAGACUUCAAAACCACCUCAUUUUGCAAGGUUCUUUCUUUUCCAGUAUCAUGAAUAACCCAUAUCAGCUUGAUGGCGUCGUUGUCCCCUUGAUCCUCUAAUGCAUGAUACUGCAGAUCUCAUUAAAGCGAAAGAGAUAUGGCACCGCAUCCACACUAAAGUAGUGUCAUAUGAAGACUUCUGUUUGUUUGCAAGGAGAUCAGCAAGUCUCUUAUAGACAACGUGCUCACCAUAUUCUCGUUUCUUAUCCAACUCAUGUUUUCGGAAUUGGGCAGCAACACUGGUGUUACGAUAACUUGGCGCAUUUGGGUGGAAAACCCGAACAUCAAAGAAUGCGCUUUGUCGUCCCCAGAAACCGAUGGUCUUAAUAUCAACUCGGGCAUCAUCUUGCUUAUUCGCAGAUCAAGGUAG